Messenger RNA from Lolium perenne, 969 nucleotides. The record is from RefSeq and is a predicted model, not a curated record. Lineage: Eukaryota; Viridiplantae; Streptophyta; Magnoliopsida; Poales; Poaceae.
AUGGACAUAGGAGCAGGCGGUGGUGGAGAUCGCAUCAGCAUGGUCGAUGACGCCGUACUCGGCCACGCCCUCUCCUUCCUCCCAUCCAAGCAGGCCGCGCGCGCCGCCGCGCUCUCGUCCCGGUGGCGCGACGCCUUCGCCGCAGUCCACACCCUCUCUCUCGAGGAGCCCAGCCCCGUCACCACCUACGACAACAACGGAUGGCCCACGGAGGUCGACCCACCGGAGCCCUUCCGCGCCGCCAUCACCGCUGCCAUCGUCGCCCGCCACCGCAAACCGGGUGCCGCGCCGCCGCUGCGCGCGCUCCGCGUUGCCUUGCAGGACUAUAGUUACUUAGACUCCGUCGCCGUGGACCAGUGGGUCUCCUACGCCCUGAAGAGGGCCGGCCCCGAGCUCGAGCUCGAGCUCGAUCUCCGCUUCAGGUCCUUGCCCAUCUACUGUCGCCGCGACGGCGCGGAUACCUCGGAGGAGGAAGAUGACUCCGAUGACGACGACGACGACGAAGAGGAUGACAGCGAGGGGGAUGAUGAUGACGGUGGCGACACCGAUGAGGACGAUGACAGCGGCAAUAGCAAUGUCUCAUCCGAAGACGAGAGUGUUCCAAGUCCGUCUCUACUCCGGUACACCGUCCCGAGGGGUCUCUUCUCCUGCUCCACAUUGCGAACGCUCCGCAUUGGGCCCUGCAGGCUCUCCCUGCCGUCCGCCGUCAGCCUGCCAUCCCUCCAGGAGCUCCUCCUCACCCGCAUCUCCGAUACCGAGGAGUUGGUGCAAAGGCUCAUCUCCGGCUGCCCGCGCCUCGUGGACCUCACGCUCGAGUCCUGCAACGCGGUGACAAUGCUCUCCCUCUUGGACACGCGCCUCCGCAGGCUCGCCCUACGGUGCUGCCACAACAUUUCCCACGUCGUCGUCGACGUGUCCGAGCUGGCACCUUCGAGUACCGUGGCGCCGUGCCCGAGAUGCCGUUGCUGA